Messenger RNA from Dunckerocampus dactyliophorus (ringed pipefish), 1892 nucleotides. It is a transcript of the gene ndufaf7, whose product is annotated as NADH:ubiquinone oxidoreductase complex assembly factor 7. The transcript is spliced from 10 exons. The record is from RefSeq and is a predicted model, not a curated record. Gene Ontology annotation, biological process: mitochondrial respiratory chain complex I assembly. Bases 238 to 1575 code for a protein of 445 amino acids. NCBI's taxonomy places the organism in Eukaryota, Metazoa, Chordata, Actinopteri, Syngnathiformes, Syngnathidae. Gene Ontology annotation, molecular function: protein-arginine omega-N symmetric methyltransferase activity. Gene Ontology annotation, cellular component: mitochondrion.
UCGCGUUGACUGUGUUAGCAUUAGCUCUUUGCUAGACCACAGUGAUUUCGCCAUACGCUUCAACUUUUGUGCUUCCAACUAAACAAACUUAUUUGUCUCGUGUUAUCGACGCCGAUGCGGAUAAUGCUAUGCUAACGCUAAUCUUGCUGUCAGUGUAGGUUCAUGAAUGUGCUCAAAGUUAAACUUAACGCACUUCAUAUAUACUAUUUUUUAUGUUUAUGUUAAGACUUAAUAACAAUGAGGGCUCUUCGUGCUGCUAAAACACAACAUUUGUUCACUUUGAUUCGUUCUGUUAGUCCAGCAACAGCAGCUCCCAGCAGACUUUUGUGCACGUCUCCUCCAGAGAUAGACGAGAAUGGACCGUCCAUGCUGCGACACCUGACCUCCAAAAUAAAAGCCACUGGUCCAAUUUCAGUGGCCGAGUACAUGAGGGAGGCGCUCACCAACCCAGUGACGGGUUACUACGUGCGGAACAACAUGCUGGGAGCCGAUGGAGACUUCAUCACCUCACCUGAGAUCAGUCAGAUCUUUGGAGAGCUGCUUGCCGUGUGGGUCAUCAGCGAGUGGAUGGGGGCGGGUCGGCCCAAACAGCUCCAGAUAGUCGAGCUGGGACCCGGGAAAGGAUCUUUGGCCAGUGAUGUUCUUCGAGUUUUGGGUCAGCUCCAGUCAGUGCUGGGCGGGGCUUCGGUGUCGCUCCACCUGGUGGAGGUGAGUCCGGCUCUGAGUCGCCUCCAGGCACAAAGUCUGACUGGGACCAGCAGCCAGGAGGCAGAUAGCGAGGAUGAGCCCGUUUACCGUCACGGCCAAACCGCCGGUGGCCUGCAGGUGUUCUGGUACCGCCGCUUAGAGGAUGUCCCUCGUGGCUUCAGCAUCUUUCUGGCUCACGAGUUCUUUGAUGCUUUGCCCAUCUACAAGUUUCAGCGCACGGCGAGAGGCUGGAGGGAGGUGAUGGUGGACAUCGACCCGGACAAACCGGGCCAACUGAGGUUUGUGGUGGCACCGUCACCCACUCUGGCGUCCACAACACUGGUGCAGGCAGAUGAAACGCGGGAUCACGUGGAGGUGUGUACAGAGGGCGGAGUCAUCAUCCAGCAGCUGGCCCGCCGCGUGGCAGAGGAGGGCGGGGCGGCGCUGAUCGGUGACUAUGGCCACGAUGGAAGCAAGACCGACACAUUCCGGGGGUUCAAAGGUCACCAGCUCCAUCAGGUCCUGGUGUCUCCGGGCUCGGCCGACCUGACCGCCGACGUGGACUUCAGCUACUUGCGCCGCAUGGCGGGAGGAGGCGUGGCCUGCUUGGGACCUGUCAGUCAGAGGACUUUCCUGAAGAACAUGGGCAUUGACACGCGCAUGCAGGUUCUUCUGAGGAACUGCAGCGACCCGUCCACCAAGCGCCAGCUGAUCAGCAGCUACGACGUGCUGACCCAUCCCACCAAGAUGGGAGAGCGCUUCCUCUUCUUCGGCCUGGUGCACCUCAGCCGCCUCGCCAAGCCCAAGAUGGCCACCGGGCUCAAACUGGAGAAGAAAAGCCCGGCACAGCUUCCUGUCGCUGGAUUCACAGAGAUUGGUUUCUCCUAAUCUGCUACACAGAACCUGCUGUGGAAAUAGGAACAGAACCUCCAUGAUGACAUCAGAAACUUUUAUAACAAAAGUUCACUGAGUCCAACAUGACAAAGUUCUACACGCUGAAAGUCAAAGGUCAUGUAGUGAUGUCAUGAAGCAGGUGGGGGAGGAGCAGCUGAAGACCACAGAUAAAUAAAACUUCAAGAAGACGACUAAACGUUCACGUUGAAGAUGUUUGUUAGCAGGACGCUGACAAACAAGAAGAAGAAAGUUCCUCUAAAUAGCUGUAGAGGCUUUUUGAGGUGUAAGAAUGAAUAAAAAAAAUAAAAUUA